Molecule: messenger RNA, 1989 nt
Organism: Drosophila novamexicana
Lineage: Eukaryota; Metazoa; Arthropoda; Insecta; Diptera; Drosophilidae
Product: UDP-glucuronosyltransferase-like
Exons: 3
Coding region: 126-1763 (545 amino acids)
Molecular function (GO): UDP-glycosyltransferase activity
Source: RefSeq, a predicted model, not a curated record
AAGCCGAACGCGAAUGCGCUUCAUUUUGAACGCAACGAUAACGUGUUUGGCGAUUUAAGUUCCCUUAUCAGGAGGCAUCAAGGCUUCAGUUUGUAUAAAUAAAAGUACUUAAAACAGAAGUUGACAUGGCGCACCAGGGUGGAUCUUUUCUGACCGGCACAUUUGCGUGCCUGUUGCUCGGAUUCUUUGUGCUCCAAUCGCCGGCUGUGGAGAGCGCUAAUAUAUUGGGCGUGUUCGCCAGCCACAACCCAUCGCAUCUGAUAGUCCACAUGUCCAUUAUGAAGGCGCUGGCCGAGGAGGGUCACAAUGUGACAGUGGUGUCAACCUCACAGCCAAAGGUCACCCACAAGAACAUCAAACACGUUGUGAUACCCCGGAGCGAGGCCGAGGAGAAAGUAAUACGCGAUGGAUUGACCACAUUGGCCAAGGAGAAACCCUCGAUGGUUACGACGAUCAAAAAUUUGUUUGGUUCGCUCUCGACUCUCAUCUAUAAGCAAGUCGACGUGCUGGAGGAUAAACGCUUCACCGAUCUCUACAAGAACAAAGGCAAUAAAUUUGAUGCAGUUGUCUUGGGAUUAUUCUUCAACUUCUAUCAGGCGGGCCUCGGUUCCAGAUUCAAGUGUCCGUUAAUUGUGAGCUGGGCGGGACCACCGAUGGUGCGUAUCAAUGAUGCUGUUGGCAAUCCCGAACUGAUCGCCACGGUGCCCGGUAUUAAUGUGGCCGUUCUGCCUGGCCAGGCCAUGAACUUUAAGCAGCGUCUGGCCAAUUUUGGUAGCUCCAUGGUCUUCCGGCUCUUGAGCUUCUAUCUGGAGACGUUAAAUGCGCAGUUUUACGAGCGCCUUUGGGGCAAGGAUCCGGCCAUGAUGAGCUAUGAGGAGGCCAAGAAGAACAUAUCUCUGGCGUUCUGCAAUAGUCAUGCCAUCAGCGAGGGACCUAUCAGGCCCAAUGUGCCUGCGGUUAUUGAGAUUGGCGGCAUACAGAUUAAGGAUAAGCCCGAUCCCUUGCCACAGGACAUAAAGGAGUUCUUGGACAGUGCCAAGCAUGGCGCAAUUCUCUUCAGCCUGGGCAGCAAUCUUAAGGGCGAUCACAUUCAACCAGAGCUCAUUGGCAAGAUAUUUGAAGCGCUCUCCAGCCUCAAGCAGAAUGUGAUCUGGAAGUGGGAUGAUCUUAAGAACUUGCCCGGAAAAUCGUCUAAUAUUCUCUAUAAGAAGUGGCUGCCACAGGACGACAUACUCGCCCAUCCCAAUAUUAAGCUAUUUAUAACACACGCUGGAAAAGGAGGCGUGGCCGAGUCUCAGUACCAUGGCAAGCCCAUGCUGGCGCUCCCUGUAUUUGCCGAUCAGCCUGGAAAUGCAGACAAGCUGGUUCAGGCCGGAUACGGGCUACGCGUUGAUUUGUUAACCCUGGAGGUGUAUGAGUUCAAGGGUGCCAUCAAUGAGAUACUCAAGAAUCCCAGCUUCUCCACUAAAGUUCAACAAUUUUCCAAACUCUAUCGCGAUCGUCCCAUGUCGGCACGCGAUUCGGUGAUCUACUGGGUAAACUAUGUGCUCCGUCAUCAUGGCGCCGGCCACAUGCAGAGUCCCCUCGUCCAUAUGAACUUUAUUGCGAGCCACAAUCUGGACGUCUAUCUAUUACUUACAACGAUUCUUAUUGUUAUCGCCUUGAUAAGCACAGUUGUGAUCAAGUUCUUCUGGAGGAAAUGUUGUGCCGGCAAAGGUAAGUCGCAAAGGACUGACCAAAAGCCAAAGAUCAAGAGGCACUAAUAUAUAGUACUUAUUAUAAAUAGAACAGUAAGAUUUGAUUUAUUUUAAUAAUUGUAACUAAACUAGAAAUAACGACAAUUAAUUACGAUGUGUUGACACACGUAAUAAGUAAGAUUGCUCUGUCAAAAAGAAUUUUCAUAACAUCUACAUACUAUAAAGUAAAAACAUGUUAUCCUUAACUAAUCUUUGAAUUCGUUAUAAGAUUAAAAUAUAAUCUUUAAUAAAU